Molecule: messenger RNA, 6322 nt
Organism: Salvelinus fontinalis (brook trout)
Lineage: Eukaryota; Metazoa; Chordata; Actinopteri; Salmoniformes; Salmonidae
Gene: stx3a
Product: syntaxin 3a
Biological process (GO): synaptic vesicle fusion to presynaptic active zone membrane; exocytic insertion of neurotransmitter receptor to postsynaptic membrane; intracellular protein transport
Cellular component (GO): presynaptic active zone membrane; endomembrane system; synaptic vesicle
Molecular function (GO): SNARE binding; SNAP receptor activity
Source: RefSeq, a predicted model, not a curated record
CAUUUUAUUCUACGGAUGUGGCUGUGGUGUGGUUAAUUGGGAUUGAUAAUGUACAAGUUCCACAACAUAAAGUUGUAUAGUAAAUACAUUAAUACAUGUGUACAACAAUACAUGUGUACAAUAAUCCAUUUGUACAGUGCCUUCAGAAGGUUUUCGUACACUUUGACUUAGUCCACAUGUGUUGCAGCCUGAAUUGAAAAUGGAUUAAAUUGACAACAAAAAAUUGUUACCCAUCUACACGCAUCCCUGUAUCACAACCGGCAAUGUUUGGGAGUCCCAUAGGGCGGCGCACAAUUGGCCCAGCGUCAAGGGUUUGGCCGGUGUAGGCCGUCAUUGUAAAUAAGACUUGCCUAGUUAAAUAAAGGUUCAAUAAAAAAAUACCCCGUCAUUACAAAGUUUAUUUCAAAAAUAUAUAUAUAUAUAUAAAAAAAUUAACAUUUAGUAUUCACACCCCUGAGUCAAUACAUGUUAGAAUCACCUUUGGCAGUGAUUACAGCUGUGAGUCUUUCUGGGUAAGUCUCUAAGAGCUUUGCACACCUGGAUUAUACAAUAUUUGCACAUUUAUUAUUUAAAUUCUUCAAUCUCUGUCAAGUUGGUUGUUGAUCUUUCCUAGACAGACAUUUUUAGGUCUUGACAUAGAUUUAAGUCAACUGUAACUAGGCCGCUCAAGAACAUUCAAUGUCGUCUUGGUAAGCAACCAGUGUAUAUUUGACCUUGUUUUUUAGGUUAUUGCCCUGCUGAAAGGUGAAUUUGUCUCCCAGUGUCUGUCGGAAAGCAGACAACCAGGUUUUCCUCUAGGAUUUUGCCUGUGCUUACGUCUAUUCCAUUUAGUUUUAUCCUUAAAAACAACUUUAGUCUUUGCCGAUGACAAUGCUUGAAAAUAUGAAGUGGUACUAAGUGAUGUUGUGUUGGAUUUGCCUCAAACAUAACGCUUUAUUUAGGAAAUAAAGUUAAUUUGUUUACCACAUUUUUCAAUUUUAAUUUAGUGCAUUGCAAAAGGAUGCAUGUUUUGGAAUAUUUUUAUUCUGUGCAUUCUUCCUUUUCACUCUGUCAUUUAGGUUAGUAUUGUGGAGAUCAACAUUGUAGUUACUAUCACAGACAUUCAACUCUAACUGUUUUAAAAAGUCACCAUCGGCCUCAUGGUGAAAUCCCUGAGUGGUUUCCUUCCUCUCCGGGAACUGUUAGGAAGGAUACCUGUAUCUUUGUAGUGACUGAGUGUAUUGAUACACCAUCCAAAGUGGGGAGGACGGGCUUGUGAUAAUGGUUGGAGCGGAAUCUGUGGAAUGGUAUCAAAUGCAUCAGGCACAUGGUUUCCAUGUGUUUGAUGCCAUUCCAUUUGGCUCCAUUCUAGACAUUAUGAGCCUUCCCUCGGCAGCCUCCAGUGAACUUCCCCAUGCUCAAAGGGAUAUAUUCAAUGUCUGCUUUUUUUUUUUUUUUUACCGAUCUACCAAAAGGUGCCCUUUAUGAGGCAUUGGAAAACCUCAAUGGUCUUUUCGGUUGAAUCUGUGUUUGAACUUCAUUGCUCUACUGAGGGACCUUACAGAUAAUUGUAUGUGUGGGGUACAGAGAUGAGGUAGUCAUUCAAAAAUCAUGUUAAACACUAUUAUUGCACACAGAGUGAGUCCAUGUAAUGUAAUAUGUUAAGCACAUUUUUACUCAACUUAUUUAGGCUUGUCAUAACAAUGGCGUUAAACUUACAGACGAGAGACAUUUCAGCUUUUAUUUUUUUAAUUAAUUUGUAAACAUUUCUAAAAUAUAAUUCCGAGUUGACAUUAUCGGGUGUUGUGUGUAGGCCAGUGACACAAUCUAAAUGUAAUCCAUUUUAAAUUCAGGCUGUAACACAAAAUGUGGAAAAAGUCUAGGGAUGUGAAUACUUUCUGAAGGCACUGUAGGUAUUUUUCUCCACGUUGUGUUCUAUCAUGAAAAGUUUUCUUGACAAGUUGUUCUCUUGAGAAACAACCAGCAGACAGGAUGUACAUUGAGUGGCCUAAUAUAUUGGUACCCUUGCACUUUUCUUAAAUAAUUCAUAAUUGUCUAAAAUAAAUUUAAAAUAACUCCACACCUGGUUAUUUGAAUUUCCACAUUGCAGAACCAAAUACAAUUUCAGAAAAUAAAUCUAUUGACAAAAUUAUUAGCACCCAGCACUAGUACUUGGUUGCACAGCAUUUGGUCAGCAUAACUGCCGCUUAUUGCAGCCCUCAAUGAGCUUGCUGUACCUUUUCUACUGGCAACUUUGCCCACUCUUCAGCUGUAAAUUGCUCCCAAUUCUUCAAUUUUUGAUGGUCGCCUUUGACCAACUGCUGUUUUCAGAUGUCGCCUUAGGUUUUCGACGGGACUCAGAUUUGGACUCAUUGCCAGUGUUUCUUCUUGAACCAUUCCUGGGGCUUCUUUAUGUGUUCUUGGGGUUGUUGUCCUGCUGGAUACCCACGACCUUUGACAGAGACCUCGUUUUUGGAAUCCGGGUUGAACACUGCACUCCAAAACUCCUUGAUAAUCUGCUGAUUUCAUGAUGCCUUGCACAUGUUCAAGGCCCCCAGUACCAGAGGCAGCAAAGCAGCCUCACAGUAUUAUCAAAAAAACUCUCCCAUGUUUGGUUGUAGGGAGGGUGUUAUUUUCUUUGAAUGCUUCAUUUGGUCAUACAUUACUGUAUAUAUUGUUUUUCAACUGUAGAAGUAAAAAAAAAAAAUACUGGAGUGAAGGGUGACAAUAUAUUAGGCUGCAACUGUACCCAGGGGUUGCGCAUACUGUCAAGACAAACCCAGAGGGUUUGCAACCUUUUAUGUGUAAGAGGUUGAGACAUCAGAUAAGAGGAAAUACAUGGGAGAUUAGGAUGGAGGUAUGGAAUAGGUAUAUAAGGAGGCAGAGCGGAGUGAAAGAGAGCAUCUGAGGCAAGUAGAGGAAAAAGGCGGUGACAUUUACACACACCAGGGUAAAACCCAAAUGUUUGAUUCUGUAAUGAGAAAAUGCACCUCUUUUUCCAAUGUUUUUCCACCUCUUUCUGUUUGCUUUCUCGUUUGCCUCCGUGUUCUAUGUAUUUCUCAUUGUGUGCCGGUCGCGUGCCCCCACAGAUCGUAACUCCCGGUCUCCUUUAAAUAUAUAUAUAUAUAUAAUAACUUUGCUCUUUUCCCAACAGCUGAAGAGAAGUGAAGAUCCCAUGAUGCUACUCGGGCCAUCUGCCAUGGUGCUCAAUGGCCUAAACUCUACAGAACCUAAGCGGGUCUCUGGAAGGUCAAGGUCUUUCUCUCAUGUUCUGGCCAUUCUACCUGGUAUAAACUUCUUCGAGGAAGAAUUGGACUUUACAUCUGCUGAGCAGAAAUUCCACCUCGCAUCUGGCUCGGCGGUUUUGCAGUAUCUGACCCCAUUCAGGUGACGAUUUUAGAUGGAAUAGGGGCAGGUUCCCGUACACAGAUUGAGUCUAGACCUGGACUAAAAAUAAUUAUUGAUGGAGAUUCUAUAUUGAGUAUGCUUUUUAAUCCAGGAUUAGGCUUAAUCUGUAUCCAGGAAACUGUCCCAUUAUUUAUUUUUUGAAGUAUUAUUAUUUUAAACCUUCAUUUAACUAGGCAUGUCAGUUAAGAACAAAUUCUUAUUUUACAAUGACGGCCUACCCCGACCAAACCCUCCCUUAACCUGGACGAUGCUGGGACAAUUGUGUGCCGCCCUAUGGGACUCCCGAUCACGGCCUGUUGUGAUACAGCCCGGGAUAAAACCAGGGUCUGUAGUGACGCCUCUAGCACUGAGAUGCAGUGCAUUAGACCGCUGCGCCACUCGGGAGCAACUGUUCACCAUUCAGAACCAGGUGGACAACAGUGUUCAUGCCCCCCCAACUCCUUCUGCUCUCUCUCUCUCUCUCUCUCACACACACACACACACAAACACACACACACACACACACACACACACACACACACACACACACACACACACACACACACGAUUAGAAGUAUGACUGAUCUCACAAGUUUUAUAUUGUAUAGCUCAGUGGCCAUGUGGUUAGAGUGACUGUCCUGAGCUUGGAAGGUUGGGGGUUUGAUCCCAGGUCGAGUCAUACCAAAAGGGGCCAGAUUCCUCUCUGCUUGUCACUCAGCAUUAAAGAAAAGGAUUGGGGGUAAGGUCCUGCGAUAGACUAGUGUCCAGUGGGUGUACUUGUGUUGAACGCUUCAUCAAAAGCCUCACACUACAGUAGAUAGGCUCAUGCCGUUCUGGCUUGGACAAGGCUACGUAGCUACUUAUAUAGCUCAAUACUCUCUAAAAGGCAUUAAUAAUGGAUAAAAACUAACUUUUUUCAUUUUAUCUCUCCAUCUCAGAGAAAGGGGAAUGGAAUGAUAAGCAGUGCAACCAAACCAAUGACUUUCUGUGUGCCUUCAAACCUGAGGAAAGAGAGGAAAUGAAUGAAGGAGAAGAAGAAGAGGGGAUGGUGGAAUAGGGGAGUGAGAGGUUUAUCUUUUAGAGUAGAUGACAGAUGAGCAAUCAAGUGAGCCCAAAGUAAGAUUUAACGAAACAACUGGUAGUGUUAGAAACUUCAAGACACAUUGCAUUUGAGGAUCCUUUCUAGACCUAUUGUCAGAAAACAGUGUGACCUAAUGUAUUUUCAGGAAGAAUGGCGUCGAUAAAAAUGCUGCGUCACGUGUUUGUACUAUGAAACAUUAUGCGAUUUUUGAUUAGCAAAUAAAAAAAGAAUACAAAAAAUAUUUUAAUGAAUCAAUAAUCAUUGCAUUACUUUAUUUUGUUGACCUGGCCUUAUUUAGCUAUAUUUAGAGAGCAGAUGGGGACAAAGGGGUCAAGAAAUAAAAACACAAAUAAAGCCUCUUCUUAUUUAUAGAUGGACAACCCACUGGGUUGACUUUACAGAUUUAGAAUUUAACCUAUUACCUUUCCAUUCGGUGCCCUGUUUGAGUAGUGUGCCCAAAACAGAGAUCAUGCGUGAUAUUGACUUUGCAUGCGUUUUUACGCAUGCUAUUGAUCAGAGAGAGAGAGAGAGGGAUUAAUCGCCCUCUGCACAACUGUUGCUCUAAUCCUCCUUGAGAGGAUAGGCUUAGUAAAACUACAGGUUGGAGACGCUGCUACAGCCAUAUUGAACAGACAUUUUGUUAAAAAAAAGAUUGUUCUUUUUUUAUUUGAUGACCAUAUUCUAAUGGCCUACUAAAUCUUUUUACAACUAACUUUGACAUUUAUUUUCGGCCAAGUCACUGGAUGAAUCAGUAGGCUAUUAAAUUGUAAUGGUCUAAUUUGGUAACCUUUUAAUUAGUGGUUGUAGAUUGGAAUAUCGCUUUUUGAUAGUUUAGAGAUUGUGACAGUGGCAACACAGUUUUGAAGAUGAAGGACCGAUUGGAACAGUUGAAGGCGAAAAGUGAUGUGGCUGGGGACGAUGUGGAGAUUCCAGUGGAGAACCAAGCCUUUAUGGAUGACUUCUUCGCCCAGAUUGAGGAGAUUCGCAGCAGCAUCGAUAAGAUAGAUGAGAGUGUGGCGCAAGCAAAGAAGCUGUACUCUACCAUCCUCUCCGCCCCUACAUCAGAGCAGAAGACGCAAGAUGAUUUGGAGGCAGUCACCAACGACAUCAAGAAAGCAGCCGGCACUGCUCGCAACAAACUAAAGAGUAUCGAGAAGCAACUUGAGACAAACACAGAGGAACGGUCGUCAGCAGACACGAGGAUUCGGAAGUCCCAGCAUGCCAUCCUGGCCAAGAAGUUUGUGGAGGUGAUGACCAAGUACAACGAGGCUCAGACGGAUUUUAGAGACAAGAGCAAAGGCCGCAUCGCCCGGCAGCUGGAGAUCACGGGAAAAACAACGACCGAUGAGGAGCUGGAGGAGAUGUUGGAAGGAGGGAACGCAGCCGUCUUCACCGCAGGGAUCAUGGAGUCGGGUAUAUCGAAGCAGGCGUUGAAUGAGAUCGAGGCGCGGCAUAAAGAUAUUGUGAGGCUGGAGAGCAGCAUCAAAGAGCUUCAUGACAUGUUCGUGGACAUUGCUAUGCUGGUGGAGAACCAGGGCGGUAUGAUUGACAAGAUUGAGAGCAACAUGGACCAAUCGGUGGGCUUCGUAGAGCGGGCUGUUGCCGACACCAAGAAAGCAGCCAAAUUUCAGCAGGAGGCCCGUAGGGGAAAGUUGAAGAGGAGUGUCCCAGAUUACCCCCAGUCUAACCUGGGUGGAUGGAUCAACAGUGGUCACCUGUCUGUCAAGAGAUGCAUACAGCGCUACUCAGAGGAGAUACACUUCAGUCCGGCUUAAGGCCUUCCACCCUUUCGUCUUCUCUCUCCCUCUUGUCUUUUUCUCUGUCUUUCUCUCUCUCGCUCUCACACACACACACACUCUCUCUCUCCCUCUUUUC